Armigeres subalbatus is the source of this 1248-nucleotide messenger RNA. RefSeq names its product pre-mRNA-splicing factor 38 (gene Prp38). The record is from RefSeq and is a predicted model, not a curated record. The transcript has 2 exons. NCBI's taxonomy places the organism in Eukaryota, Metazoa, Arthropoda, Insecta, Diptera, Culicidae. Gene Ontology annotation, cellular component: precatalytic spliceosome. Bases 119 to 1180 code for a protein of 353 amino acids.
UGUCAACGCUGUCAACCGCUCCGAGGAAUUUGUUUACACUUUUCCGGUUUUAGUUUCGCAGUUUCACGGAUUUCUUUCGUUUCCACACUAAAGUUCGGUCCCAUCUGGCUUGACUGCGAUGGCAAACCGUACGGUUAAAGACGCGAAAAACGUACACGGUACCAAUCCGCAGUAUCUGAUUGAGAAAAUCAUCCGGUCGCGCAUCUACGAUUCCAAGUACUGGAAGGAGCAAUGUUUCGCUCUGACGGCGGAGCUUCUGGUGGACAAAGCGAUGGACAUUCGUUACCUAGGUGGAGUGUUUGGUGGCAACAUUAAGCCGACGCCGUUCCUAUGCCUCACGCUCAAGAUGCUUCAGAUCCAGCCGGAGAAGGACAUUGUGGUGGAGUUCAUCAAAAAUGAAGAAUUCAAGUACGUACGUGCGCUGGGGGCAUUCUAUCUGCGGUUGACUGGGUCUUCGUUAGAUUGCUAUAAGUACCUGGAGCCACUGUACAACGACAACAGAAAGUUGAGAAGGCAAAACCGGAUGGGUCACUAUGAAUUGGUUCACAUGGACGAAUUCAUCGACGAACUGCUGCGGGAGGAACGGUCUUGUGACAUAAUUUUGCCCCGAAUUCAAAAGCGUCAUGUAUUGGAGGAAAACAGCGAACUGGAACCGAAGGUGUCUGCACUGGAUGACGAUUUGGAUGAGGAAAUGCCGAGUGAUGAUGAAAAUCUGGAGGAGAUGGCUGAAGCGUUGAAAGCCAAGGAGAAGGAGAAGAAGUUGGAAACUAUCCGAAUUAGAGACGGUGGAGGAAAACGAGACCGGUCGGAGUCUAGAGAGCGACAACCGGCGGAGAAAGCGAAGGAAUCCAGCAGGGAGCAUAAGGAACGUGGCACAGAUCGACACAGAGAUUAUGACAGGGGCCGGGAGCGGGACUACGAGCGACGAGAACCUCCGGCAGAAUACCGCCACAAGGAACGGGAGACACGAGAGAAAGAUCGAGACCGUCAGAGGCGGCAUGAUCGCGAUCGAAUGGAGGAUCGAGAUCGUGACCGCGACCGACGUUACGUUGAAAAGGAACGGGAGCGAGAUCGCGACAGAGAUCGGGAACGCGAUAGAGAUCGAGACCGAAGGGAACGAGAUUACGAGCGGGACCGCGAUCGGGAUUACGAUCGCGAGUAUGAUCGAAGGAGACGAUAAAUGGUAUGUAUUAUUUUUAAUAUUUUCCUGAUGUGUGUAAUCUGAAUUACAAAAAUGUACAAGGCGAA